This is a messenger RNA of Onychostoma macrolepis, 3804 nucleotides long. It is a transcript of the gene tmem88bl, whose product is annotated as transmembrane protein 88B. Gene Ontology annotation, molecular function: PDZ domain binding. Bases 2750 to 3256 code for a protein of 168 amino acids. The transcript is spliced from 3 exons. Gene Ontology annotation, cellular component: plasma membrane. NCBI's taxonomy places the organism in Eukaryota, Metazoa, Chordata, Actinopteri, Cypriniformes, Cyprinidae. The record is from RefSeq and is a predicted model, not a curated record.
ACUGAUUACAUGUAAUCUACGUAAUCAGAUUACAAAAAACAAGUACUUGUAUUAGUUUAAAUUACAUUUUAAAAUAUUCCUAAUCAGACCACAGUUACUUUUUUAUGGAUUGCAUGAUUACAUAUUAUUUACACAGUAGCAAUAAUUUAUUCAUAAUUUGUUAAUUUAUCAUUUUCAACUUUUAAAUAUUCCUUCCUCUAAAAUAAUCUACCACUUAUAUACACUCUGAGAUUCACUCUGAGAUCAGUCAUUAAUCAGGUGCUACACUGCAUUUAAACACUGGAUUUACAAAAAUCAUUUCAACAUCACAUCAGCUGAUGAACACAUUCCUUUUUAUUUGAAUUAUCAUUAUUUACCAUGUAUUACUUUGGAAGGCGUUUGUCUUUCAAACACGUUAAAAUGCACAAAUUCACCAACUUAUUUGUCAUCUGAUCUUCUUUCCCCUAAUAUAUUUUAAUUUGAAGUACCCCUGAGAUUUUAAAAUAAAUACUUUAAUAAUGAAGUAUCACAUUUGCAUGUUCAUUGGUUCUCUGUGGUCACAUGACAUGCACGUAAAGAAAUAAAAUAUUUAUUUUUUUCAGUAACUUUUUAUUUUGGUUCAUUUUAAAAGUAUUUUAAUUGAACAUUUUUAUGAUUUAAUUCAUUGUUAGCUUUUCAUUAAACUCAUAAACCCCCUGCAGUUUAGGAAACCUUGAUGUAAUAUAAUGUCUAAUGCACUUCAUUUUGUUGAUAACAACAAAUGGAAUAUAUUUCUUACUCUUUGUAUUUUUAUAUCAAUAUGGUACAAGAUUAUCAUAUUUAAAUGUGAUAAACGAGACAGGUCAAAAGUAAUUCAAAAGUAGACUGAUUAUAUUCCCUAAAAUGUGUAAUGUAAUGGAUUACGUUACUAACAUGUAAUCUGGAAUCAGUAACGGAUAGUAAUCUACCCAGCUCUGUUGAUUACCCAAAAAUGGCCCAUAAAGAAUGAUUUAAUUAGCCAUCAUGCUUUGUCUCCAGUGCUUUAUCUGUCCAUCCCUGAUGAGCUGAGCGGAUGUGUCUCUUAUCUCUCCUGCACAGGACUCUGGGAAGGAUGGAGCUCAUCAAUUUCAUUAUCAACUCAUCUUUGAAUCGUGUCAGUGAGAGAGAUAUGCUGCCGAAAGACAAAAUUAUGCUUCGGUUUCCAGUUAGUAGUAAAAUCUUGUAAUAUAUUUUGUUAGAUUAGAAUUCGUGAUGUAUAAAAAAUUGUUUAAAGAAAUGACUCAUUGCUUAUUUUUCACUUUUUGCUAGCCGGCGAACCAGCUAAACGAGGUGCAUUUCCCGUCAAGCUUCUUCAACAGUUGCACACAACAUGCUAACAAACUAAACCGCACUUGGUGUUUUGUGAUCAGCACUAAUUAGCUUCCACCAUUAGCAAUUAUCUGCCACACAGCCAACUUAGAAAGUCACGACUCAGAAAAUCGUGAGUUUCCCCGCUGAUAAUUAGGUUCAUGUGAAGGUGGCGAGAGUCUUCGUCUCAUUUCGUCUUCUAGAGUUUAUUUUGUUUUGUUUCCUUUGAGUUAAACUGAAGCCCUGAGUAAAUACUGAUGGAUUUAACAACUAUGAUUGUAACAAGUAACAAGCAUUACAGGUAACGUGGGUUACGUAAUCAGAUUACUUUUUUCAAGUAACUAGUAAAGUAACACAUUUUUUAAAGAAGUGACUCCAGUUCCUGUGUUUGUCAUGUAUUGAGUGACAGCUCUGGUGUUGCCAUGUUGAGAGAAAUCAGGAGUAAGAACAUGAUCUUACUGUAGUUCUAGACUAAAUAUCAACAUCUCACCUGCACAAAAACACAUUCAGUGUUCCUCACAAUCAGUAAAAACACUCAAAUGCAAACUCAGAAUAUUAUACAAACAUGUAAUAAUUAAAUAUGUUAAAUAAGAUGAAUAUAAUUUAUGUAUAUAAUCCCAUUUUAUUAACCGAUGUCUUUGCUACUGACCCUCGACGAUCCAAUUCAACCAUACUAAUAAUCAAAAAUGACACAUUUGUGUUAUAUUUUAGUUAUCACUGAAUAGUGUUGAUCUUUCUUCUCCUGCGUCAUAUUCUUCAUGUGAUUAGUUUGAGCGUCCUCUACUGUACAGACGUGAAUCUACAUCUCCUUCAGUCUGAGGCGGAUUCACUUCACUUUUGCUGUGAAAGAGCUUUACAUUUGUACAAGAAGAAGAACUUUUUAUAUUAAAAACAAACAAGCAAGCCCUGCCCGGAUUUAAAAAGUUACUCAAAAGUAACGUAACGCAUUACUUUCCAUAAAAAGUAACUAAGUAACAUAACUAGUUACUUUUUUAGAGAGUAACGCAAUAUUGUUAUGCAUUACUUUUAAAAGUAACUUUCCCCGACACUGAACAGACGUAAACCACCAUGAUUGUCAAAACAUUUACCUGAAGGUACCACAUCUAAUAGACUGCAGUUAAUGUUACUACAGUAAAACUUGAUAUUAACUUGUAAAAUGUAAAAUUAAACAAACUGACAGAAAAAUUAUUACAGCUUCUCACAGAGUUUGAUGAAAUAACAUUAAUUUAUUAUGAUUUUUACUCUUGUAUCCAUAGUAAAUAUAUGGGCUUUUGCAUUAAACUAGUUUUUAAAAGAAAAUGUGAACCUUUUUAGUUGGAUCGAUGUCCUCAGAUAGACCUCAGCCGUCUCUCUCUCUCUCUCUCUCUCUCUCUCUCUCUCUCUCUCAGUGUGAUGUUUGUAUCCUCUGGAUAACGGAAUAAAAUCUCUGCAGCUCCACAGCAGGAUGUGUGGUAUGACGGUGCUUUUAGAUGAUGGUGGAGGUGAUGAAGACUUUGACGUGGGUGACGGGAUCCGGAUGCUGCCACCUCCUCCGGCACAGUGUGACAGCGGGGUUUGGGGGGCCCGACGGGGCCGCUGCGGGUGUGUGCUGUGGACGCUGCUUCUGCUGCUGUGGAACGUCCUGCUACUGCUGAUGUGUGUGGUGCUGAUGGUCCUGAUCUUCAGCCUCAUUCUGCUGCCCGCCGCCCUGCUGCUGUAUGCUGGCUUCCUGUGCCAUUCACGGGUUGUGGCUUCUCAGGCUGCUCUUUGUCGCUACCUUGAUGACAACAGUUGCUCUGCCCUCAUCAUCCUGGGCUUUGUCAUGAUGUCUCCGCUGGUCGUGGUUGCUGCGGCGACAUUCUGCGCUCUUCUCAGGAGGCUCCACCUUCUCUUAUAUUUUCAGCCAAUCACAGAAGCUCAGUACCAAGGGCGGGGCUUGGGCUGGAGGCAGGACAUCCACGCCUGGGUUUGACUGACAGACACGCCCAUCAUUCUCAGGUCAGCGCCCGGGGUGACCUCUAGCGACAGUAACGUCACGGCACAGCGACGGCGUUACUGUAACUCUACAGAAACACAAUCAUGUAACACAAUGUAUGUAACAUAUUCCUGAAUGACCAAAAUGUAACUCUGGAAACGUUUUUCAGAGAAUCUAAUUCAAUCUUUUCACACGAUUGAGAAAUUGAUGCAAAGUUCAAGAAUAAGUGUUACUGUAUAUCUAAAUUGUAAAUAUGUUACCACAUUACAUUUUAUGACUACUUUCUUUCCUCACAUGCUAGUUGCGUUAAGUCUGUUUGUGUGCGAUAUAUGACGAUGCUCUGUAAAAAUCUGUCUUUCUUCUGAAGAAAACCACUGUGUUACAGACUUAGAUAUAUGUAACAUAAUUUAAGUGUUACCAAACUGACUUUUCGGUGGUGUGUGAAUAAGUGUACUAGUCUAGAGAUGUGUUUACUCGCUCAUGUUGAUGUUUAUAUUGGUCUGCUGUGUGAUUCAAAUCUGCAGAAUUGUGAAUAAACUGACUAA